Nematolebias whitei (Rio pearlfish) is the source of this 2719-nucleotide messenger RNA. Its product is annotated as phosphatase and actin regulator 4B. The transcript has 7 exons. The coding region runs from base 116 to 2665 and encodes 849 amino acids. The record is from RefSeq and is a predicted model, not a curated record. Gene Ontology annotation, molecular function: actin binding. Lineage: Eukaryota; Metazoa; Chordata; Actinopteri; Cyprinodontiformes; Rivulidae. Gene Ontology annotation, biological process: actin cytoskeleton organization; neural crest cell migration.
GGCUUGUUGCAUUUCACUGAGCUGAGGAGGAAUAUUGGAGCUCAACAAGGACAGACCGUGAAAGAAGAGUGUGUGACAUUGGCAAGGUGCUGACUGCUUCGUUUUGGACACUGUGAUGGAAAAUCCUGAUGAUGAGUUUGCAUUGCAACAGGCCACAGCGGGGGCUGUAGAAGCAAACUCUGGUGACAGAACACCUCCAACCAAACAUAAAGGCAAGUUGUCCAAAAUGGGAAAAUUCUUCAAGAAGCCCUGGAAAUGGAAGAAGAAGAAGCCAAGUGACAAGUUCACAGAAACUUCUAAAGUUUUGGAAAGAAAGAUUUCUGUUAGGAAAUCUCGCCAAGAGCUUAUUGAUAAAGGGGUUUUAAAGGAAAUCCCUGAAAAUGAAAGCACAGACGUGAACCAUUCCAAAGCUCCACCAGUAAAAAAUGGACACCCUGUAUUGAUGGACAUGGACAGAAUGUCUCAGAGAGAGACUGACAUUAAGGAGAGUUUUAACAAGGGGCCUCAGGGAGAUGAACGACAAAGUAGAGCGCCAUCAGAUGCUUCUCGAACUAGCAGAGCACCUCUGGAUGUGGACUAUCAUGCAGGGCUCUCUGUGGAUGUGGACAGGCGAAGUCGUCUUUCAUCAGAAGCUGAGAAGAAAGGCGAAUCUUUACCACGAGGACUGCCACCAGAUGAUAAAUACCGUAGAGAUGAAAGGAGAGAAGUCAGAGAGAAAAGAGAUGAACGGGCAGACAGAGACAUGCGAGAGAGGAGGGAUCGGGAUGAGAGAGAAAGGAGGGAUCGGGAUGAGAGAGAAAGGAGGGAUCGGGAUGAGAGAGAAAGGAGGGAUCGAGAGGAGAGGGAGAGGAGGGAUCGAGAUGAAAGAAACAGGAGAGAUUGGGAUGAGAGAGAAAGGAAGGAUCGGGAUGAGCGGGAGAGAAAAGAUCGGGAUGAGCGGAAGAGGAGGGAUUGGGAUGAAAGGGAGAAGAGAGAUAGAGACAAGAGGGAUCGAGAUGAGAGGGAAAAGGUUCAAGAUGAGAGGGAAAGGAGGGAUCGAGGUCGGGAUGAUAGAGAACGAAGAGAUCGUGAGGAGAGCGAAAAGAGGGAUCGAGAUCGGGAUGAAAAAGAACGAAGGGAUCGAGAUGAGAAGGAGAGAAGGGAUCGGGAGGAGAAAGAAAAGAAAGAUGAAAGAGAACGAAGGGCUCAGGAUGAGAAGGAGAGGAAAGAUCAGGAUGAGAAAGAAAAAAAGGAUCGAGAUGAAAAAGAACGGAGGGAUCGAGACGAAAGAGAAAGAAGAGAUAGAGUUGAGAGGGAAAAGAGGGAUCAGGAGGAGAGGGAAAAGAGGGCUCGGGAGGAGAGGGAAAUGGUGGAUCGAGACGAAAGAGAACGAAGGGUUCAGGAUGAGAAGGAGAGAAAAGAUUGGGAUGAGAGGGAAAGGAAAGAUCGAGAUGAAAAAGAACAAAGGGAUCACAACGAAAGAGAACUACGAGAUCGUGUUGAGAGAGAAAGAAGGGAUCGAGAUGAGCGAGAGAAGGCGGAUGAAAGAGAAUAUGAAAAGAGGGGGCGACCAGUGCCACAGCGGUCUUGGGAUGACUCCUAUGCUAAAGCUAGGACCAGCCAGGACCUUCCUGAAAUAAACCUGCAGCCUCAUCUACAGAGGAGUUCCUCAGCUGAAGUCCGAAGGACCACACUGCCCAGAUACGACAAACCUGUAGAAUUCCGAAGUCGCAUAGAGUCUGUUGGUGUCUGCGUUGCCUCUGACCCUCAUCUGAUACAGGACUCCCUACUGGAACCUCCCCCACCCAAGCAAGCUGUGCUCCCUCCUAAAUUCCCUACUGGUCUUUCUCUCGAGUCUGCUAGAAGUCCAACACCCUCUGCUUCAUCUUCUUCCUCCACCACCUCUUCUUCAUCUGUUGAAGUUCCUAUGUCCAAACCACCCAGGACAAUCUCCCUAAUAUUUGAAGCCCCACUUCGUCUUCCCAUUGCUGCUGCUUCCCCAGCUGACUUUGACACACCUCCCCCCAUCCCCCCUCAUGCCAAGCAACCUCCUGCCCCUCCACCCAAACCUGCUAACCGUAUCGGCAACCCUGCAGUGCUUGCAGAGUGUUCUCAGCCUGGCAGCGGUGUCAUUGUAAUCCCAGCAUCCACUAGGCACUCUCCCCCAAGCCCACCGAAGAGGAUGACUCCUGUCACCAAGCGUCAUUCAGUAGAACCUCCUCUUCCCAGCCAGGUCCCAGAGUCUUCUACCAUUGAACCCCCCUCUUCUCUUGUUCUAGUGCCUCCUACAGUCUAUAAAUCAGAAAGCAGUGAGGACAAGACAAAUGCUGCAGUUCUACAGAUGUCCACCGAGUUACCCCCCUCAUUGCCAUCUCACGUUCCUCCAUCUCCUCCCAGGGUCAAGCCUCUUCAGCCACCUAGUGUCAUGUUCUCUGGUCCCAUGCCUACUGUACAAACCGAUCCCCCCAGCCCAACAACAGAGCCCCCCAGCCAGCCUCCGCCAGUCCCACUACACAUCCGCAUCCAGAAAGCCCUGGCAAGCCCCAGACAGGUUCAUCCCAACCCAGACAGUUCCCAGAGGGCACAUUCUCUGCUGUUUGAGUCUUCUCUAGAUUUCAUGGAACCACUAGCAGAGGGUAAUUCACGCUAUUCGCUCCCUGUCACCAUCGAACCUCUCAGGCUGUAAGUAACUUUUAUUUUCAUUGAUAAACUUUUACAGCUUCAAAGCUGUUAGCAUCAG